GAGCUGGGCAGCGCGGAGAUUGGAUGCAGUUCCAGGAACGGAGCUUCGGAGCCCGUUGACCCACCACCCCCGAGCGCGCCGGCCCUGCUCCGAAGCUUUGGCGCCCCGGUCUGGUUUGCUUCUGGCCACAGGCAGCCUUUUAAGGGCAGAGAAGACCGAAGCUGUGCCGAUAGCCAUCCAGGGGGCCACGCUGCCGACCUCAAGCGCAGGGUCUCACCGUGCAGGCAGGUCGCAGGAUGCUGGAUGCAGGAAGGCUGGUGUUUACUGCAGGGUGGUUGUGAGGGCUGGAAACCACACCGGCAAAGCAUGUGUUGUGAUCAUUCAACUGUAACUUCCUAACCAGUUCCCCCCGCAUCUCAGGCAGUGGUUGGUUUGUUUUGGGGGUUUUGUUAGUUUUUUUUUAUUCUGGCCACUGAUACAUCUGAGAAUCUGGUUAAGUUAUGGACACUAACCCCCCAAGAAAUCCCAUUCCCUGUCUCUGUCUCUCUGUCCCCCACACACUUGCCUACAAUAUCAGAGGACUCUCAGAAACCCGUGGCAUUAUCAUUAGCAUUCUUAAGAACAGUGAGGACGGUGACAGCAGUCACCGUGUGUGCCAGGGACGGCUGUGAACGUCUGACAGGCACAGAUUGUACAGAUCUAAAGAACCCUGGCCAGCAACCUCGUUCAGCUCGAGGAGGCAGUAACCCACAUUUGAAUGGCUGGUUUUACUUCAUUUACGUGCCUUAUGACCUUUCACCCUGUGAGGCUGCUAUUUUGCUCGUUAUAUAGAUGUGGGAACUGAGACUCAGAGACUAUAAGUUGCCCAGGGUAAAACAGCCUGUAAGUGACGGAGCAUGGAUGGCCCUCAACCCAUCUGACUCCAGAGCCCCAGAUCCUUCUGUGAAGGAGCUGGAGAAUCAGUACAGCCCCAGCAGAUGGGUCAUCCGACUGGGAGCCGAGGAGGCCCUGAGGACCUACUCACAGAUAGGGGAUGAGGCUACUAAAAGGGCCCGAGCCACCAGGAGGAACCUGCUGCAUGUCCCCUACGGAGACGGCGAGGGGGAGAACCUGGACAUCUACUUUCCCGAGCAAGUGUCUGAAGCCUCGCCUUUCUGUGUGUUCUUCCAUGGCGGGUACUGGCAGAGCGGAAGUAAAGAUACAUCAGCCUUCAUGGUCAACCCACUGACAGCACAGGGAGUGGCCGUGGUGAUAGUGGCUUAUGACAUAGCCCCCAAAGGUACCCUGGACCAGAUGGUAGACCAAGUGACCCGGAGCAUCGUGUAUAUCCAGAAGCAGUAUCCACGCAAUGAGGGGAUUUACCUGUGCGGACACUCAGCAGGGGCCCACCUGGCCGCCAUGAUGCUCCUGGCCGACUGGACCAAGCAUGCAGUCGCACCCAACCUCCGAGGCUUUUUCCUGGUAAGCGGGAUCUAUGACCUAGAGCCCAUCGUGUUCACCUCUCAGAACGGCCCUCUCCUCAUGACGCUGGAGGAUGCUCGGAGGAAUGGUCCACAGCAGCUCCUGGAGGCGGCCCUGACGCAGCCCGUGGAUCCCGCCUGCCACGUGCUGGUGAUCGUGGGCCAACACGACUCCCCCGAAUUCUCCCGACAGUCCAGGGAAUUUUAUCAGACACUGUGCAGAGGAGGAUGGAACGCUUCGUUUGAAGAACUCCACGAUGUGGAUCACUUUGAAAUCAUCUGGAAGCUAACCCAGGACGACUACGUGCUCACCCAGAUGAUUUUGAGAACAAUCCUCCAGGAGCCCUGACAGCAUUGGACCCCCACCAGCGGGCACCCCGAUGGUGAAGCUCCCCCCCAAGACCCCGCGGGCUUCCCCUUCCUGCCAACCUGGCCUCUCCCCACGCCCAGGAGCGCCUCCAUUUUCUCUGAACACCACUAAAAAUCUCCACGGCCCUUUGCUGGUCUGGAUACAUCAGAUCGAUUCAGAUGUGAAAGCUGAAUGUAGCAUGUAAUUUCAAACACUAAAAUACU
Molecule: messenger RNA, 1973 nt
Organism: Lynx canadensis (Canada lynx)
Lineage: Eukaryota; Metazoa; Chordata; Mammalia; Carnivora; Felidae
Gene: AFMID
Product: arylformamidase
Exons: 11
Coding region: 772-1749 (325 amino acids)
Molecular function (GO): arylformamidase activity
Source: RefSeq, a predicted model, not a curated record